UAUGCAGCUGACUUUCACCUUUUUUUCGUUUUGCAUGGAUCUGAUAAUAUGAAACCAUAUUCAGAGAUCCACGGUGGCUCCUCAGGGUCCGCCUACCGGCAUGCAAGGUUACACAGGACGCCAUCAAGGACCUCCAGCCCCUCUAGUAUGAAGCCAGGGCUGUGAUCAAUAUCUUAGCCCUAUUGAAUGGAUGAUGAGUGCUCUGUUAACCUUAUGAAUUUGAAUACGUGUCUUUUUUUGUUUAAUCGUUGUAGAGCGCCGCCAUGAACGGGGAACAUUCACAUCCAGGACGAGACUUGCCUCUUCCAGGUAAUGGCAACGGACAAACUUUGGGAUCACCAGGAUAUAUGGGUGAAGACAGACAACCCCAUAUCCCAGGGAUUAACAAUGGCGGUCCAAGACCGCCUACACCUGUUGGUGCUAUGCCCCAAAUGAUAUCCGGCGAUCGCGUGCAGGAACUACCUCAGCAACCUCCCACUUCUGGUCCAGGACACACUCGCCCUUCACGUGGACUACCUCAGAGUCCUGUACCUGAAGGUCCGGGAGGAUAUGCACGAUCCGGCUCUCCAGGUAUGAGCCAUCCUGGUAACGGGCAUGGCCAUGACCCUCACUAUGCGCCUCAAUACCCUUAUAGUCAUGGACCUCCACCUACCCACAACAUGAUGCAUAAUGGCCCCCCUCCUCCACAAGGGUAUGAACGACAAGACCCAAGUGCUAGGGGAAAACCUGAGCAGCCUCAGCCGUACCACCAUCAUCGUCAGCGUUCGGGAGACCUUUCAAGACCUGGACCCAUGGACGAAGGUCAUGGAGUCCCACAUCCUCAACGUCAUCAUCCAUCUGAUCCUCAUGCUCAUGCCCCAUCACCCCCUCGAGAAGAUCGCCGCGGACCCAUGACAGGAUCCGGUUAUAGUCAACAGAUGCCGCCAUCUCAUCACAGUCCUGAUGAGCGCUGGGCUCCUGGUCCGCAUGGACGCCACCCAUCAGACGAUCAAGGUCGAGACUUGUCCCGUCUGCAACCUGGGACUGACCGUGGGCAAGGCGCUCCUCGAAAUGCUGCUGGUCCUGAAACAUUUCCAGGGCGGAAUGAUAUGUCGCAACCCCAACCUCAACCUCAUAGUCCAGACGUAGAUAGAAGAGAUCAGCGUGCAAGUGAACAUCAUAGCCCGUCCUAUCCCCGUUCUGGCGCCGAGCAUCCGGGUAUGAAAGAUUCUAGGUUGCAAGGCGGAGGUUAUGAGGAUCAACAUCAAGUUCGACCCAGAGAAUAUGAACCUACUAGCAGUUAUCCAGAAGAUGGCAGAAAUCAGUCAAACUGGCAUUCGCAGGAGAAUAGUGGUGGCGGUUACCGUGUGGAGGAUCAAGAUCAGGAAGAUAUUGCCGCGUCAUUAGUGUCACUCAGUGGUAAAGGAGGCCCAAAUCGUCAUGGUGCUCAUCGCACACAAGACGAAGAUUAUGAUAUGCAAGAGGUAGAGCCGGUGUCCUCUGAAGGUCGUCGUGAACCAAUGCUUGAGGGUGAAGACGAGCUCAAGCAUGGUCGUGAGCAACAGCACCCACAACAUUUACAACAUUCGCAACACCCACAGCAUUCGCAACAUCCGCCACAUUCACAACGUCCACCAUCGUCCCUUGAAGAGCAAUCAUCGUUGGAUGUACGGGAACAGUACCAGCCAUCUCGCCCUACUUCGUUGUCGAAGCAACAGCAACAGCAACAGCAACAGCAACAGCAACAGCAACAGGAGGGGCAUCAGCACCAACAACCGCCAGUACAAGAGCACAUGGAUCGAGAGAUUCUUAGUGAGAGUCAGGGUGGAGAAACACCCAUGCGCCCGAACAGCCCGUCUCAGCCGACGCCUAUUGUAUCGGGCAGCCAGGCACGAGCAACUUCACCAGGACAUCAUGAAAGCGAACUACAGUCGACUAGCGCACUUAAUGCGUUAUCCGAGGCAGCGCAGGUUGCGGAUCCAUCUGCAACCAAUGACGAAUGUCAAGGAGUAGAUGCAACGUCGUCAUCAGAAUCCUUGGAAAAUGCAUCUGUUUUAAUGAGGAAAUCUAGCAAUGGGCAUGAAAGCUCUGUAGGGGGAACGAUAGCAGAGGCAGGUGAGACGACUACACCGUCGAUUGCAGCUUCAACAUCGAAUUCAGGAGAUUUAGUAACAGACGCUGCAGAAACCACAUUAUCAGCAGGCGCAGGUGUUCGAGCAGGCUCAUCUGGAACAGCACAGGCUUCUGAGACAGGAUCUAGUGGCAUAAACGAGGACGAAGACACGGAGAUGGAGGAAGGCGAAGUGCGUGAGGAUGAAGACGAAGUGAUGAGCUCUGGUGCAGUUGGAGCGAUGGGUCAGAGUAAGGAUGGAUCAAAAGGCGAGGACGAAAAGUAGGACUACCAUAUGGCGUUGAUAAUUGCUUUGUGUACUACUUCUAACGGCGAAGCAGGUCUUGCUGCAGCACAAUAAGUAGACAGAAAGGCAGACAGAAAAAGUAUACAGUCAAGUAGAUUUUUUUAUUUUAUUUUUUUAUUUUUUAUUUUUUUGCCAUGGAAUGUAGGCUACGGCCGAAAAUUCGAAUACCAAAAGCUUGU
Molecule: messenger RNA, 2575 nt
Organism: Lobosporangium transversale
Lineage: Eukaryota; Fungi; Mortierellomycota; Mortierellomycetes; Mortierellales; Mortierellaceae
Exons: 1
Coding region: 264-2375 (703 amino acids)
Source: RefSeq, a predicted model, not a curated record